CACUAUUAAAAAUGAAAAAUAUAUUCCUGUCGGCCCCUUCAGUUUGAAGUACACAGCAGUAGCCAACUCCAAAAUUCUCUGUGCAAUAUCAUUUUUUUCCCAACAAAAUUGUUCCAAUACAUUGAAGAUCAUAUUUUGGAAAACUCCAGCGUACAAUAAAACAAAGAUUUCCGAUUAAACAAAGACGCAUAUUAUCUUUGUGAUAUUAGAGGAUCAGAAAGAAAGAAAAAAAGACAUUUGCUGAAUAUCCAGAUUUUAUUCGACGUUUCAGGCAUAGCCUUGGUGGACAUUUGGUGGCGCGUGAUUGAAAUGAACGGCUAACGUUGGACGGGGGCAGCAAAACUACUUUGCCUACAGUUGCACAAUGGGUCAUCGGCGUAAUUUCAAACGCAUGAUAAAAUGCUUAUGCGCGUGCGCAGGACAAACAGGAGCUUGUUGUCAUAGUGGAGGUCCUGGAACAAUGUCCCCAAUUGGAGUGAGAUUGUACAUUCAGGAUCGCCAUGUGAUGAUGGAUAAUGGCCUAGUCCAAGUUACGUUAUCAAAUCCAGAGGGAAUUGUCACUGGAAUACGUUAUAAUGACGUUGAUAAUCUACUUGAAGUCCUUAACGAUGAAUCCAAUAGAGGGUAUUGGGACGUUGUCUGGAAUUCUCCAGAUGGUGGGAAAACUGGAGUAUUUGAAGUGAUCAAGGGUACUAAUUUCAAGGUUAUAAAGGAGACAGACGAUCAAGUAGAGAUAUCAUUUUCACGACCAUGGGAUCCCUCCCUCCAAGGCAAACUUGUCCCGCUAAAUAUUGACAAAAGGUUUAUUUUGCUCCGUGGCUGCUCUGGUUUCUACUCUUAUGCCAUUUAUGAGCAUGUUGGUUCACCUGAGUGGCCUGCUUUCAGCCUUGGUGAAACUAGAAUAGCAUUCAAGCUCCGGAAAGAUAAGUUUCACUACAUGGCUGUGGCAGAUAAUAGGCAAAGAUUCAUGCCUCUACCUGAUGACCGAAUGCCUGCAAGAUGCCAACGCCUUGCCUAUGCAGAAGCGGUCCUAUUGACCAAUCCUGUGGAGCCCGAGCUAAGAGGAGAGGUCGAUGACAAAUACCAGUAUUCAUGUGAUAAUAAAGACAACAAGGUCCACGGUUGGAUAUCUAUGGAUCCACCAGUGGGAUUCUGGCAAAUUACUCCGAGUGAUGAAUUUCGAUCCGGUGGACCUGUCAAACAGAACCUUACAUCCCAUGUCGGUCCAACUACCCUAGCUAUGUUUCUAAGCUCUCAUUAUGCUGGGGAUGAUCUAACACCAAAUGUUGCUCAAGGCGAAGCCUGGAAGAAAGUUUUUGGCCCCGUGUUUAUAUAUGUUAAUUCUGUUAUGCAAGGGGAAGAUCCUGUUACUCUAUGGGAUGAUGCCAAGAUACAGAUGCAGCAUGAAGUUCAAAGCUGGCCUUACAGUUUUCCCGCAUCGGAAGAUUUUCCAUCAGCAGAUCAAAGGGGCAGUGUUAGUGGUAGACUUUUGGUUCGAGACAAAUACAUUAGUGAUGAUAAUAUACCAGCAAAUGGCGCUUUUGUUGGGCUCGCUCCACCAGGAGGGGCUGGUUCCUGGCAAAGAGAAUGCAAGGACUACCAAUUUUGGGCUAACGCAGACAAUAAUGGAUACUUCUCCAUAAACAAUAUACGUCCCGGUGAUUACAAUCUUUAUGCAUGGGUACCUGGAUUCAUUGGGGACUAUCUAUAUGAGACUCCCAUCUCCAUAACUCCAGGUUGUAGUAUUGAUGUGGAUGAAAUCGUAUAUCAACCUCCAAGGGAUGGCCCCACAUUAUGGGAAAUAGGCAUUCCUGAUCGUACUGCUGCAGAAUUUUUUGUUCCUGAACCCAACCCGAAAUUUAUCAACAAGCUUUUUGUCAAUCAUCCUGACAAGUUUAGGCAAUAUGGAUUGUGGGAUAGGUACACCGAAUUAUAUCCAAAGGAUGAUCUUGUGUAUGUAGCUGGAGAAAGUGACUAUAGAAAAGACUGGUUUUUCGCUCAGGUUCCAAGGAGAAAAGAGGAUGGCACAUAUCAAGGAACAACGUGGCAAAUCAGAUUUAAACUUGAUUCAGUCAAUCAAGGAGGAACAUAUAAAUUGCGCAUUGCAAUUGCAUCUGCAACUUUAGCUGAAGUGCAGGUUCGGGUGAAUAAUCCGAGCACAAACCGGCCUCUAUUUACAACGGGAUUGAUCGGAAGAGAUAACUCAAUUGCUAGGCAUGGAAUUCAUGGAUUAUAUUGGCUGUACAGUAUAGACAUACAGGGAAAUAUGCUAGUGCAAGGGGACAACACCAUUUACUUAGGCCAACCAAGAAACCAGAGUCCUUUCCAGGGGAUUAUGUAUGACUAUAUUCGUCUUGAAGCGCCAUCAAACUAAGCAAUGUGCACAGUACCCUUUUUGUACAGUGCCCAAAUAAUUCAAAAUUUGAAGUAAAUAAUGCAGUAAUUGUUAACUGUUUGAUUUGUAUUACAGGGUUAGCAUUAACUUCUGGUUUGAGAAGCAAUAAAAUUCCACGUUUUGCUCGGAAA
Messenger RNA from Lycium ferocissimum, 2526 nucleotides. RefSeq lists its product as uncharacterized. The transcript is spliced from 16 exons. Bases 365 to 2374 code for a protein of 669 amino acids. NCBI's taxonomy places the organism in Eukaryota, Viridiplantae, Streptophyta, Magnoliopsida, Solanales, Solanaceae. Gene Ontology annotation, molecular function: carbohydrate binding; catalytic activity. Gene Ontology annotation, biological process: carbohydrate metabolic process. The record is from RefSeq and is a predicted model, not a curated record.